Heterotrigona itama is the source of this 7702-nucleotide messenger RNA. NCBI's taxonomy places the organism in Eukaryota, Metazoa, Arthropoda, Insecta, Hymenoptera, Apidae. The record is from the annotation of a GenBank genome assembly.
CACACACACACACACACACACACCACAAAUAAAAUAUUCUUUUGUUGGUAAAUUUAUAAAUAACGUAACGUAACUUUCAUAAAUUCCAUUCGUUGAUAAACACUUUCGUCAAUUUACAUGAAAUAAUUUUAUUCGGUUUAUAUCAAAAGAUACAAAAGAUAAAGCAACGUAACGAUCAACUCAUUUACCGAUUCAUUGAUCAUACGCGUUUAUACAUAUUUAUAUACACACGUUUACAUAUGGAGAGAGAUAUUUAUCGUUUCAUUAUAAAUAAAUAAAUAUUAUAAUACAUAUUUCCCCGACAGCAGAAUUUCACCCAAACAGAGAUUUUAGGAACUCUGUUCUAUCUGUUACGGAUUUGCUUUCCUUCUUGCUUCUGAUUUCAGCAUCUGUGUCCCUUUGUUUUAUCACGGCUGGUACAAACUUGCUAUUCUCAUCUCGUCGCGCUCUAUGUAGUUUUCUACUUUGGUCGACGUUGUGCGAAUAGAAGUUUGCCUCUCGUUUUGCCUGUGCAAUUUCAAUUUGUAGCCUUUGUUUACGUACUGCACGUUCAUAAGCCAAACGUUCGCUCAGAUGAAUCCAUUUGAAUCUAAUAAACACGAUACGAUUAAAUUGCAAACUGCCACUUACACGACAGAAAGUGCAAACACCUUUUAAAAACUAUACCGACUAUAACAGACCAUACCUUGGAAGAUAUUUUACGUUCCAAAUAACAUCGUAAAAUUUGCUCCUUUUUCUAGUUGAUAUUUGGGUAUUGUUCAACGUAAGUGCAACGUACUUUGCUAUUUUCUUACUUUCAAAUUCAACCCAACCCUCGGUAAAGAACUUUGUACCAACUUUCUUUCGUUUCUUUGUUCCACCAUUCCGCUCCAGUUCUGUAGGAAAGAAACAGUACAAUGCACAUUCGUUUUAAAAAAAAAAUCUCAUUGUUAAAAGCACGUGCAGGUAAAACCAUUUAGAAAGAAUUUCUAGUUUGUAUGUCAAGUAUCAAAUAGAGGUUAUGUCACGUACACACAACAUCCCUGUGUACAUUUCAAACUUAUUUCAGUACAUUUAUGCGUGAUAACUAACCAUUUUCGGCUAAUUGUAAAUAGAUUCUUCCAACUUUACCGUACGCAGAAAACAAUUCACGAAUUUUCGUGAUAUUCAUGUAUUUAGGUAUGCUAGAUAAAUAUACAAUUCCCCGCUUUCGUUUCUUUACUUUAGCUGUAUCGUUAAAUAUCACACCCUCUGUACUUUCGGUACUUUCCAUUUUUACAACGUUGUUUUUUAAAUCGUCAUUCAUUGGUAUCGAAUUUUUCUAGCUUUCCGACUUUAUUCCACCAGGCUUUAUUCCACUGUACUUACGUUUGAUUUUUCAGCGAGUGAAAAUUAACCCCAUCUCUUGCACGAACAACAAACUAUGCAAGAUAGUCAAACGCCACUCUCUGCUUACUUCCUUAAAACGCUGCAUUUUCUUUUAUUAUAUUUUCGUUUAUUAUUAUUAUUGGACAAUUUUCAGAUUUACGAUUCGACCCGUCUUUCGUUUUUAAUUUAUCGUCAUUUCAAAUUUCACACGAAUACUCUUGAUAACUAACACUCUGUUACAUGCAAUAGUAAUAUACCAUACAAUCACUACAAUACUGGUAAUAUUUUUCAAUAUUCUUCAAUUUAUUUACAAUUUAUUCAUAAACUCGUACGUAGUACGUAUCUUUCAAACUUGUUAUCUUUUUGUCUUUAUUAAUUAUCGUGACAAUUUCCGUUUCCGCAUAAAAUUUAACAAAAAAGAAAAAUGUACAUACACGUAUAUUUAUAUAUAUUAUAUACUUAUAGGUUAUCACAUACGUAUAUAAGGAAAGAUAAAUCAAAAUGCAUAUAUAACGCAACGUAAUGAAAGGCAUAAAAUAUAUCGAUAUAACGUAACUUGGAGCGUAUCGUACACGAGAGAAAUGCAAAAUAGUCGUGGAAUCGAAAAGAGUAAAAUAUCGUCAGUUAGAAUCGAAGGUAGCCUGUUCGACGCGGUAUAGCGCUACUGGUUUGCUCUUCUCGUUGCGCAACGAGAAGCGCGCAGCGUCUCAGUGUGUGCAGAAAGAUACAAGUGCGUUUGUAACAUCAUGUAUCGUUGAGAAACGUCUCAUUUUUCUACCAGCUACGUUACUUUGAUCAAAGUUUUACGGACCGGGUUCCGUACGAAUAAUUCUCCCAUGGAUUAACUUAAUAACAACGAAACAGCGACGGAUGUCCUAGAAUUUUUGGGAAACGUUACUUGGCUGACUUAAACAAAAUGGCGACCAUCUUUUUCUUGGCGGUACUGUUUACUUGACCGUGAACGUUAUGUUUUUUACAGAGUGUGACAUUAAAGGUGUUGUGUAGUCAACUUCUUCACUACCAAUUAAUAUCAGUGUAAUUUGCUAUUUUUAAAAAAUUUUGUGCCGCUUAUCAUUUCCAAAGUCGUCAUUUUCAUAACCGUGCACCGAUAGAAUAAUAGGUAACAAUAACCGAUAAACGCGAACAACACGGCGAACAAUAUCAUUAUACGGGUAUAAUAAUCGUCGCUUCUGCCUCUUCUGAUACCGAUGUAUCUCUAUAUAUCGUCCGGCGAGCUUUUGUCGCACAUCGGUGGAAUUUUAUCUCAUUUCGCCGAUUGAUCGAGGAACGUGGCUAUCAGAAUCGGAAUUGUCUUUUCAUCUUUCUUCCGGUUGCACUAUCCGCUAUCGAUGCUCGUUCGAAUGUUAUCCUUCUAUUUUAAAAGCCUGUGUAAACUUUCACUCGUUUGGAUACGGCGACUUAUUUUCGAGACGUCCUGCAACUGUCCUCUUUGAUACGACGGGGAAAGCGUGUUUGCGAAACAACACACCGCGACAGUGAUUUCCAUCAGCUUAUAGAGAAAAAUGUCCAGUUCGUACAUUAUCGAGCCACGAGAGAGUGGAUCAGGAAAGAAGGACGAUACGUUAAUCAUCAUUGUCAACGACGAUGGUACAAUAUCCGUCGACCAAGAAACAUUGCAGAGUUUGAUCAUGAAUCAGUCCAACGCGAAUGUCAGCGUUGUUAGAGUAGGACAAGCAGAUACAGACGCCGAGAACGGAGAUAUCACGUUAACCGUAGACCCACCCAUGUUCACGUCAGCAGCUACAAUUAAUUCCGGUGGUACAACUUCAGAUGCAAACAGUUUGGUCGACCCUUUCAUGGAAAUGGAUCCAGAACAGUUGGAACGAUUAGAGACAGCUUUACAAAGCGAAGAGGCGAAACAAAUUCUCGGAGAGAAUGUUACAGCGAUGCUAGACAUGUUAACGGUGGAGGAACAACAAAACUCUAUAAGGUACAGCGUUAAAUUGGAUCAUUGCUACACGAGCAGGCUAUCGCCUUCCGAUCCAAAACCGAGGGAUCCGUUGCCUGUUAUCGAUUCACCUACUUCCGACGACGGUUUGCAAUACGCACGUCAACAUUCACCUGCUCCUGGAACAUCGAAAACCUCGUCGUCGUCGUCGCCCAUCGGCGGUGACGUUGAAAAUGCAGUGGCCAUCAAGUCGAAGGUUAUCAGCAAGACUACCAAGGAAGAUCCAACGACGAGGACGAAGAAGAAUUAAUGUCAUCUACGGAAUCGUCGGAUUCAGAGCCACCGUCCGACAAUGAUUCAGACUUUGGUCCGCGAGGUCCCAGGAGAGGUGGUAUAAGAGCUAGAGGCGGUAGAAAAGGACUCACUACCAGAGGAGGAAGCAUGGUAGCCACGCGUAGAAGAGGUUCCAACAAACAAAUGGACAUGGAACAAGUUCGUCGAUUGGACAUGGAAAUGGCCGCUGCUGUGAAUGCUAUGAAGAGUCCAGAAAAAGAUGAAAAAUUGGGAGGAUUUGGCCUCGUUAAAGGUAAAAGACAGCUUAAAACCGCUAUUGGUCGGAAGAAGGAAGAAUUGCAACGAAACGAUUCAUCUUCGACAACGAACCAACAAGAUGUUUCGGUGAAUUUCGACAAACCGUUGCAGACGACAAAUCAAGUUAAAGCGAAUUUAAUCAGUGCUAAUAUGAUCAAGGGUGAUAUGAUUCUUACAAAACCAGGACAGGGUAGAACCAAUCAAAAAGUUACUUUUAUACAGAAACAAGUGCUUAUGAAGCCGAACGACCUUAAAAAUAUCGACGCGAAGAAGCAGAUGAUCCUUCCCAAAGGAAAAUUUCUCAAUCAGACUGGAACGAAAUUUUUCGCAACCAAAGAUGGAAAACUGGUUCAAAUACCCGUCACUGCUAAAGCUAUAACGUCGAACGUACCGGUAACGCAGAUGAAAGGAACGAUGUCGCAAACACAGUUGGCAAAAUUGACGUCGCCUGCUGCUAUUUCAAAAAUAAAAAUUUGCGAUCCGAAGAAAGAAAAAAGAAAACCCGACGGUUCGGAGAAUAUUGCAAAAAUAGAAAUGGAUCCCGGUAAAAUAACGGAGAACAAAGUUUUUGACAGCGCGAAAAAACAUUCGAAGAAAGAAAAUCGUAAAUCACCAGCGUACACAGUGGACACUCUAGGACCUGCUCUUUUUUCAACUCCGGAUAUUAUUCGCCGUGUUGGUACAAACGGCGAUUCGAAAGUUCAAGAGAACGUAGUGACAUCGUUACUUUCUACGACACCGCCUGCGUCUGUUGUCUCUUCCGGGAAUUCCGUUGUUACACAGGUAACACAUUCGUCGUUGUCGUCGUUAUCGUCGUUAUCGACAUCGACAACACCUUCCGCAACAUCGAAUCGUUCAGGUAUCAUUUCUACCUCAUCUGUCGACCGAAUGGCACAUUCUUCCGAAACUGCCGUAGUUGUGGAAAAGAGAGAAAAUAACGAUUGUUUGGUAGAAAACCACGAAGCAGAAUCUAAAUCGGUUAUAAAAUCGAACGUAUCGGAAGAGUUACAGCCAACUUUAGAUUCGGGUGGUAUAGAAGGCGAGGAACAUUUAUUAGCUACAUUGGAAAUGGAAGCCAGUAAACACGAAGAGGAAUUACUAGCCGAGGCAUUGUUGUUGCAAGAAGAGCUCGGCGUCGUUGAUUUGGCUGAACAUGCUACACUUGUCGAACAAAGUGGAAGCGUUGCGACGGAAUCGGUAACCUCGAACAACACGCUAGCUCCUACUUUGAUGGCGUCGGAACGAGAAAGUGGCAAAUCUUUGGAUGCUUCUGCAAGAGUAAUAGUAACGACGACGAAUCCAAUGACGGUUGCAACGACCAGUGCCAGUACAACAAACGUACUUAAAGAGUCAGGGAAAAAGUCUGCGAAAGAGGACAAAGAACCUAUUCAAAUUAUUCGCGGUGGACGAAUAAUCACGUUACCUCCCAUCGAAGCACCAGCUACCAGAAGCAAACGGUUGCAAAUUAAAACUGUCGAACCUGUUCAAAAAACGUUGGAACCUGUCAAACGAAUGGAAAAGUUCGGAAGUUACAGUGCAACGACGCAACAACAAAGGACGUCGCCGCAGCCUGUCAAACUCGAAGUUCACGCAGGUGUGGAUCAAGCUGGAAAGAACGAGAAUGCAGUUCGAAUGGAACAAGAAGACGUAGAGGAGGAAGCUGAAGACGACGAGGCUGAAGAAGACGCGGAUACAGAGAAACGUCGAAAACGGAUUGACGAAGAAGACGAAGAAGAAGGAGGGGGAGAAGAAGAAAGAGUAGGAGAACAAGAAGAAGGAGAAGAAGAAGACGAGGGAGAAGAGGAGGAAGAGGAGGAGGAGGAAGAGGAAGAAGAGGAGGAUAAUUCAGAUUCGGAAGACGAUCCUGACAGACUUUGGUGCAUAUGCAAGCGACCGCAUAACAAUCGUUUCAUGAUUUGUUGCGACGUAUGCGAGGAUUGGUUUCACGGAAAAUGCGUACACGUUAGCAAAGCAAUGGGACAACAAAUGGAGGAAAAAGGAAUCGAAUGGGUUUGUCCAAAUUGCGCCAAGAAGAAGGACGAAGAGAUAAAAGCCAGACUGAAUACUCAAAAUGCUUCUGGAAAGCAACGGAUUCAAUCCGACACUGUAUCUGAAAAUUCGAAAAAUCUUACCUCGGUUAAUCAGGCUUCGUUUGCCGAAGAAACACCAUCCUUGAUACAAUCUGGUUGCGAUUACGGCGCAGUUCAAUAUUCCAGUAACAUGCAGUGCGUCGUUUGUAAAAAAGAAGCCAGAAACUCGAGCAUUUAUUGUUCCGACGCGUGCAUACUCGCGCAUGCUCAAGAAACAUUGACCAAAGACAAGCCAGUAGCUGGAUCAACAACAACGGGUACAAAAGGGGCAAGAUCGACACCAUUUGAUCCUGCUUUGAAGCAGAAAACCGAUGCUCGAGUCAUCGUUUUUGAGAGGAAGACUGGAAAAGUAUUAACUGGUUCGGACGCUCCGACGAGAUCAAAUUUGCGCACGUGGUUAAAAGAACAUCCUACGUUCGAAGUGGUUGGAACGAAUAAUCUCGGUGCACUGCAAAUAGGGAAAACGAUCGCGACUGUUCAAACGCAAACACCUGGUAGAACAGGAAAGGCUGCUGCGAUACUCUCUCCGGCUGGGAAAGGGCAGAAUCUUUCGAAGAUGACAUACGCAAAAGUACCGGGUUCCAAGCAAAUGAUUUUAACAGCGGGAAAUAAAAAAUUUACACUCAUCUCUGCCACAACGACAAAAUUGAUCGCUCAACCGCAACAAACGAAGCAACUGGUGGGUAUUGCUGUAUCGUCGAAGCAAACCGCAUUGACGGCAAAGAAGCAAGAAUCGUCGAAACAGCCAACUGUACAAACGAAACAGCAACAAGUUAAACCAAAUCCACAGAAAAAGCCCGAGACCGAACCCAUACGAUUAAACAUACGGAAAACUUUAACGGAAUUGUUGUCUAGUCGAAUAAAGGAAACCGAAGAUUUGAAACUGACCGACGAAGAGAUAGCGGAUCUGGCUCACAACAUCGAAUUAGAGUUGUACAAGUGUUUCAAAGAUACCGGUGCAAAGUACAAAGCCAAAUACAGAAGUCUGGUAUUCAAUAUAAAAGAUACGAAGAAUCUAACGUUGUUCCGAAAGAUCGCCGAUAAAUCGUUGACACCGGACGCAGUGGUGAGGUUGAGUCCCGACGAAAUGGCUAGUCAAGAACUGGCCGAAUGGAGAGAAAAGGAAACAAAGCAUCAGUUAGAAAUGAUCAAAAAAAACGAAUUAGAUCUAAUGGCUCAAGCUAAGUCGAUCGUCGUGAAAACGCACAAAGGUGAGCAGAUAAUCGAAAAUGACGGCGGUAUCGAUCACGUCGAUCCAAAAACUCCCGUACAAGAUAUCGUGACUGCGUUGAACAGCGCCGAUAUAAGUAUAAGUUCGACGGUGGACGACGGUGGGGAGAAAGAUUCAGAGAAGGGGAUUCUACUCGACGAGGAGAAGUCGAAAGGGAAGGAGGAUGGCUCGAAAAAAUCGAGGAACUUUGACGAUAAGAAGCGAAAGGACAAGGACAAGGACAAGGACAAGGAUAGAGGCGGCAGGGAGAAGGAGAAGGAGAAGGAGCGAGACAAGGAAAAAGAAAGGGGAAGGGAGAGAGAGAGCAGCAAUCGCGGUUCAAAGGGCGCGAGCGAGAGACGGGAGAGGAGCGUCAGUAGGAGCAGACACAAACACGGUAGUAACAGAAAUAACAACGACAGGAACGGAGUAAAACUAGAGAAAAGAGCAGAGAGAAGAAGUCUCGAGGUAAAGAAGGGAAACACGAACGAGAGAAAGAACGGGAUCGCGAAAGAGAUCGAGAACGAUCGAGAAUCCGAGAUCGGGAGAAAUUGA